Syngnathus typhle (broad-nosed pipefish) is the source of this 4678-nucleotide messenger RNA. Its product is annotated as Golgi apparatus protein 1-like. The transcript has 26 exons. NCBI's taxonomy places the organism in Eukaryota, Metazoa, Chordata, Actinopteri, Syngnathiformes, Syngnathidae. Gene Ontology annotation, molecular function: fibroblast growth factor binding. Gene Ontology annotation, cellular component: Golgi membrane. Bases 67 to 3519 code for a protein of 1150 amino acids. The record is from RefSeq and is a predicted model, not a curated record.
CAAGCGUGCAACAUUCCCGAGCGUCCCUGAACGCAGCAGCCGCGGCCGAGCAGCAGCAGGCUGAAGAUGGCCGACUGCAUACGUGUUCUUCACCUCCUGCUUUUCUUGAGCGUCUCGUCGCUUCUCCGGCCGUGUCGAGCGGACGCCAAUGCGUGGCCCGUCGCGGCCAACCUGCAGAAUCCGCCCGGCGCCGUCAACGCGGCGGCCGUCGCCGCCGCUGACAGGAACCCGGUCGUCGGCGGCGCGGCCUCGGCGCAUCGAAAGCGCUCCGCCGGCUGGAAGUUAUCCGAGGAGGGGGUGUGCAGGGACGACCUGACGCGACUGUGCGCCAAGGACACGUGGAACAACAACCUGGCGGUGCUGGAGUGUCUCCAGGACAAGAAGGAGGAUUCGGACAUCGCGCCCGAAUGCAGCCAUCUGCUGUGGAACUACAAGCUCAACCUAACCACCGACCCCAAGUUUGAGUCGGUGGCCGUGGAGGUGUGCAGGUCCACCAUCUCCGAGAUUAAAGAGUGUGCGGCGGAGGAGCUGGGCAAAGGAUACCUGGUAUCGUGCCUCGUGGACCACCGCGCCAACAUCAGCGACUACCAGUGCAAGCAGUACGUCACCAAGAUGACCAGCAUCGUCUUCAGCGACUUCCGUCUCAUCUGCGGCUUCAUGGACAAGUGCCGCGACGACAUCAACGCGCUGCACUGCGGCAGCAUCAGCACGGGGGACAAGGACGUCCACUCGCAAGGCGAGGUCAUCGCGUGCCUGGAGAAGGGCCUGGUGCGCGAGGCCGAGGAGCGGCCGGGGGCGCACGCCAUCAAGGACGAGUGCAAGAAGAACAUCAUGCGCGUGGCCGAGCUCUCCUCGGACGACUUCCACCUGGACCGAUAUCUCUACUUUGCCUGCCGGGACGACCGCGAGCGCCUCUGCGAGAGCACGCUGGCGGGCGAAGGUCGCGUCUACAAGUGUCUCUUCAACCACAAGUUUGAGGAGGCCAUGUCGGAGAGGUGUCGUGAGGCGCUGACCACCAGGCAGAAGCUGAUCGCCCAGGACUACAAAGUCAGCUACUCGCUGGCCAAGGCCUGCAAGUCGGACCUGCGCAAGUACCGCUGCAGCACCGACAGCGGCGUGCCCCGCGCCCGCGAGGCGCGCCUCUCCUACCUGCUGCUCUGCCUGGAGUCGGCCGUGCAUCGAGGUCGCACGGUGAGCGGCGAGUGCCAGGGCGAGAUGAUGGACUACCGCCGCAUGCUGAUGGAGGACUUCUCGCUCAGCCCCGAGAUCGUGCUGCACUGCCGCGCCGAGAUCGAGAGCGACUGCUCGGGUCUGCACCGCAAAGGCCGCACGCUGCACUGCCUCAUGCGGGUCGGCCGCAACAACGCCGUCGACCCCAACUGUCAGCGCGCGCUGCAGACGCUGAUCCAGGAGGCGGACCCGGGCGCCGACUACCGCAUCGACCGCGCGCUGAACGAGGCCUGCGAGUCGGUCAUCCAGACGGCCUGCAAGCACAUCCGCAACGGCGAUCCUAUGAUCCUGUCGUGUCUGAUGGAGCACCUCUACACGGACAAGAUGGUGGAGGACUGCGAGCAUCGGCUGCUGGAGCUGCAAUACUUCAUCGCUCGGGACUGGAAGUUGGACCCCGUCCUGUACAAGAAGUGCCAGGGCGACGCGGCGCGCCUCUGCCACACGCACGGCUGGAACGAGACCAGCGAGAUGAUGCCGCCCGGCGCCAUCUUCUCCUGCUUGUAUCGCCACGCCUACCGAUCAGUGGAGCAGGGCCGCAGGCGCCCAGUCCAAGUCACUGAAGAAGGAAACACUACUCUGUCGCGCGACUGCAAGGUGGAGGUGCAGAGGAUCCUCCACCAGAGGGCGCUGGAUGUGAAGCUGGACCCCGAGCUGCAGAGGCGCUGCAUGACCGACCUGGGCAAGUGGUGCAGCGAGAAGACCGACUCGGGACAAGAGCUGGAGUGUCUGCAGGACCACCUGGAGGACCUGGUCCCGGACUGCCGCAGCGUGGUGGGCAACCUGACCGAGCUCGAGUCCGAGGACAUUCAGAUCGAGGCGCUCCUGAUGCGAGCCUGCGAACCCGUCAUCCAGGCCCACUGUCACGAGGUGGCCGACAACCAGAUUGAGUCCGGAGACCUGAUGGAGUGUUUGGCGCGCAACAAACACCAGAAGGAGAUGAACGACAAGUGCUCGGUGGGCGUCACGCACUUCCAGCUGAUCCAGGUCAAAGACUUCCGCUUUUCCUACAAAUUCAAGACGGCCUGCAAGGAGGAUGUCCUCAAACUUUGUCCCAACAUCAAGAAGAAGGUGGACGUGGUGACGUGUCUGAGCAGCACGGUGAGGAACGACACUCUGCAGGACGUCAAGGAGCAGCGCGUGUCCGUCAAGUGUCGCAAGCAACUUCGGGUGGAGGAAGUGGAGAUGUCCGAGGACAUCCGACUGGAACCGGAACUGUACGAUUCGUGCAAGCCAGACAUCAACCGCCUGUGUCAGACCGUGGCCUUUGGAAACGCGCAGGUGAUCGAGUGUCUGAAGGAGAACAAGCGUCAGCUGACCCAGCGCUGUCGGCAGAAGAUCUUCAAGCUCCAAGAAGUGGAGAUGGUGGAUCCCGACUUGGACUAUCAGCUGAUGAAGGUCUGCAAGCAGAUGAUCCGGCGCUUUUGCACCGAAUCCGAAGGCAAGAACGUCCUUCAGUGUCUGAAGCAGAACAAGAAUAGCGAGCUGAUGGAUCCCAAGUGCAAGCAGACCAUCACCAAACGGCAGAUCACGCAAAAUACAGACUUCCGUCUGAACCCCAUCCUGAGGAAGGCGUGCAAAGCCGACAUUCCCAAGUUCUGCCAGCCCAUCUUGAACUCGGCCACGGCCGACAACGAGCUGGAGGGCCAAGUCAUCUCCUGCCUCAAGCUGAAGUACGCCGACCAGCGGCUGUCGUCCGACUGCGAGGACCAGAUCCGCAUCAUCCUGCAGGAGUCGGCGCUGGACUACCGACUGGACCCUCAGCUCCAGCUCCACUGCACCCAGGAGAUCACGCAUCUGUGUCCCGAAGAGGCGGCGGCUCAAGAGCAGACGGGUCAAGUGGAGGAAUGUCUGAAGAUCAACCUGCUGAAGAUCAAACAGGAGGCUUGCAAGAAAGAGGUGUUGAACAUGCUGAAGGAGAGUAAGGCGGACAUUUUUGUGGACCCUGUCCUGCACACGGCCUGCGCGCUUGACAUCAAGCACCACUGCGCCGCCAUCCCGCCUGGGAAGGGCCGCCAGAUGUCGUGUCUAAUGGAGGCGCUGCAGGACAAACGCGUGCGGCUGCAGCCCGAGUGCAAGAAAAGACUUCAGGACCGCAUGGAGAUGUGGAGCUACGCCGCCAAGGUGGCGCCGGCGGAGGGUUUCUCGGACCUGGCGGCGCAGGUGCUGACGUCCCCGUCCAAGAACUACAUCCUGAGCCUGAUGGCCGCCAGCGUGGCGCUGCUCUUCCUGAUGGGCUUGCUGUGCGGGAGGUUCACCAAACGCGUCACCCAGGAGCUGAAGAACAGGUAGACCCCGCCCACUGCGGCGAUGGACACGCCCACAGGAGGAAGCCCGCCUCUCAAAGACCCUCCUGGAACACUCAAAAUGGACGUCAACCACUCUCUCUUAGCCCCGCCCACGGCCGGAACACCUUCCCAGUUAUUUUUUUUUGAUUUUUAUUCUUUUUUCCGUGCCGCUCGGUGGGGCGGCAGGAGAAGACGUGUGAGGGAGCCCGACGUGUAAAUGUGUAAGAAAAGAAAAAGAGAGAAAUGCCACAUGACCUGCUCUUCUGCGCUGCCGCACCACAAUGACUCCAAUGGCCCCAAUCUGGAUGUGUGCGUGCGAGGUGUGUUUGAUUUACCGCUGUGGGACUGCCAGGCGGGCGGUGCCAACGCAACGCAGCCCCGUCCGCCUCCUGCACAUUCUUCUUCUUCUUCUUUGUCUCUAAUUUGGCUAUUUUGGUGUGCUGCUUUUGUCCCCUGUGCCAGCAAGGCGGCAGCACACCUGCCGUUUGCUUUGUGAUGUCAUCACAUGUGACCAUCACAUGUGACCAGCACUGCGCCGUGAUUGUCAGCAAUGGUCAAGUCCAAGUCUUCCCACGUCACCGUGGUGGUGGAAUGAGCGCAGCGCGGCACUGCGCAGUGUUUGUCACAGAAAAAACAUUUUUGCAGUCACCAUUUGGCUGUUUUUUCUUUUUUUCCGUUUGUAAACUCAUUUGUUACGUGGGGCCAGCACACUCCGGAGUGUCUCUGGAAUCAUUGCACACGACAAAAUAUCCUAUCAGUCGCUAGUUAGCUCAUCGGCCUUAUUUAUUGAUUUAGGCGGGCCGUUGUCUCGGGCGCGCACACGUCCUCUGCUCCAAGGGCGUUUGUGACACCCGCAUAGCUGCCCGGUGAUGAUGUCACUGCGGCGUGACGUCCCAUCGCAUAGUGGAUGUCGUUGGCGGGAUGCACGCGCGUGCCAUUGUCGGAGCGGUCGCCGGCCGUGACAGACUUCGGGUUCUCCUUCUGGUUCUUGUGGUGGCCAAUAGACCUGCUUUAUUUUGCGCUAAGCAAAAUGGUUGUUUUGUUUUUGUAAAGGAUGUUUAGGGUUGUUUUUGGUUUUUGCUUCUGUCCUCUUUUUGCUCUAAUUAUUGUGUACAGGUUUAAACAGGAGCAGUUUGUUGAUAAUAAAGUCUGCAAGAUUUCUA